This is a messenger RNA of Saccostrea cuccullata (small rock oyster), 1541 nucleotides long. RefSeq names its product regucalcin-like. The record is from RefSeq and is a predicted model, not a curated record. Lineage: Eukaryota; Metazoa; Mollusca; Bivalvia; Ostreida; Ostreidae. The transcript has 5 exons. Gene Ontology annotation, molecular function: gluconolactonase activity; enzyme regulator activity; calcium ion binding. Gene Ontology annotation, biological process: L-ascorbic acid biosynthetic process. The coding region runs from base 182 to 1099 and encodes 305 amino acids.
UGAGAAAAAAGAUCUGUAUCUUGUUUUCCUAAGUUUCAUGUCGUUUUCUCCUCUAUUUUGGGUGACCGUUACAUAACAAACAGUGCAAUUAACGUUAUUUUCUGUGGAUAAUCUUCACUCAGAUAAAGCAAAGAGAAAACAUUUACUCUGUAUGUGAAUCGCUAUUAAGGAAUUUUUCAAAAUGGCCGUCGAAUGUGUGAUAAAAAAUGCAACAAGUACAGUUGGAGAAGGUCCCCACUGGGAUGACAUGACAAAUACACUUCUCUAUGUGGAGCAUCAGGAAAACGCUAUCCAUAGAUUUAACCCAGAGACGAGCGUUGGUGAUAAAAUAAUACUAGAGGACACUGUAGGAUUUGUGGUACCCGCUAAAAAGGGUGGAUUGAUAGCUGGCGUCGGUCGUCGUCUAGUUCAUGUUGACUGGGAUACGAAAAAGGUGACCAAACUUCACGAGGUGGAGAAGGGUUUAAAGACAUGCUUUAAUGAUGGAAAAUGCGAUCCAAGAGGAAGGGUCUGGGCAGGAACAAUGGGGCCUUAUGAUCCUGACGUGGAGAAUAUGCCUAAAAUUGGUAGUCUAUAUUGUCUUGACCUGGACGGCAGUCUGCACACAAUGGUGAAAGAUGUUGGUAUCUCUAACGGUCUUGCUUGGACCAGUGACGAAAAAACAAUGUACUACAUUGACUCGACACCACGAAAAAUAUAUCGCUAUGAUUAUGACGUAACUACAGGACAGAUCUCUAACCAGAAAGUGAUUGUAGACCACGCUGGAAAACCAUUACUAGACUUCGGUUUUCCUGACGGAAUGACCAUUGAUACAGAGGGUAAACUAUGGGUAGCAUGCUUCGUUGCCAGUAAAGUUGUUCAAUAUGACCCACAGACAGGUAAACAACUGCAGGCUGUCAACAUCCCUGCUUUAGGAAUAACGUCAUGUUGUUUUGGUGGGAAGAAUUUGGAUGAACUUUACGUCACAUGUUCUGCUCAUGAGUUUUCUAAGGAAGAGUUUGAAAAAUAUCCUAUGACUGGUUCUGUUUUCAGAGUUAAAGGUCUUGGUGUAAAAGGUUUUAAGGCACAAAUAUAUGAAGGAGAAAUCAAAGAGGGUUAAUGGGAGAAAAAUAUGUUUUGUGCAGAAUUUAGCCCGAAGGGCUUUAUGAUGAAUUUACUCUCGUACCAACCCGUAUUUAUAGCCCGAUAGAUGUUUUAAAAUGAUACCUUAUUACUUAUAUUUACAUUUGUGACUUAUUUAUACUUUAUAUUUGCCUGAUUGUGACUUUUAACGUGUGAAAUACAUUAUUUUUAAACCCAACGGCAAGUAUGUAAUCCACUGAACGCACGUCGACCCUUUAUGACGUCACUGAGAAAUUUCGUUAAACGAUUAUGCAUACGCACAUCUAUGACCUCUUGACCCCGUACCUGUAUUUAUACAGUUAUAGAUACGCAUUGCUUUCAGUAGUGUUAUAUAAAGGAAAACAUUUGCAAAUGUAUAUAUUCAAUGUUCAAGUGUUUCUAUUUGAUUAUGAGACUUUAAUAAAUCAUAUCCAAUCUGC